Ricinus communis (castor bean) is the source of this 1735-nucleotide messenger RNA. RefSeq lists its product as uncharacterized. NCBI's taxonomy places the organism in Eukaryota, Viridiplantae, Streptophyta, Magnoliopsida, Malpighiales, Euphorbiaceae. The record is from RefSeq and is a predicted model, not a curated record.
CCAAAAUAAUUAUUAGUAGAAGAAACACCAGGGCAAAGACUUUUUCUGCGUCUUCUCUUUCUAAGAGAAUAGGAUAGAGAAUUUGGUUUAUUUCACUAUCAGAUUCUUCUUCUUCUUCUUCUUCUUCCUAUAAGGUAACCUUUCUAAAUUCUUCAUUUCUUCUCCUCUCUCAUCACUUUGCUUUUUGCUUUACAGUAUCUCUACUUCAAUAAGUGUACUACCUAUCUGUUCCCCUCUCCCUUAAUCAUUGUUCUAUUGAAUUUCACUCUAAUUUCUCAACUUCAUAAAACAAACAAACAGUAAUGGAUUUUACUUAAUGUAUUGAUCUAACUGGCACAGACAUCAAAAAGUCAUAUGGCUGUAUCUGUUCGUCAAAUGUCUCUUAUUGUAGCCACCCUGGGGGCACUGUCCUUUAUUUUUGGGAUAGUCGUAGAAAAUAAAAGGCUUGCAGCUGGAAUUCCUAUUCCUGGAAAAAGUGGUGUUGUUUGCAAGUAUCCUUCUGAUCCCACUAUUGUCUUGGGAUAUCUAUCUUUUGCAUUUCUUUUAUAUCUUCAGUCGCUGGCUAUCUCUCUCUCUAUCUUUUAUCCUUAUAAAGGCAAAUCUGUUCCUCACUCUGCCCUCUUUUGAAGUUCCACUUUCUCCGUCUUCUUCAGCAUGUCCUUGUUUACUGGGGGAUUAGCAGCAUUUUUGCUGUUAUGGCCAACAGUCACGGAGCAGAUUCAGUCGACUCGCAAAUUUCAAGGUAAUCUCUAGUCAAAUUGCCCUCUGCUGGGUGGUAGUGCAUUUGUUUCUCUUGAUUCGGCACUCUUCUGGCUACUUUCCCUUAUGUCAGCCGAUAAUGCCCGAGAAGGCUACUUUGACGAGGUGGAAAGUGAUUGCAAGGGUGAGCAUGGUCAGGUUCUAACAGAUGAAUAUGAUGAUGAUGAUGCAUCCGCACAUCUCAAGGGCGCUGCAUAAGUGGGAUGGCCUGUUGUAUGUCUUUGGCUUUAGAUUCUCCUGUGUCUAUUUGCUUCCAAUUCACGCUAAUCCAUCCCAUCAAAAUCAGAUGGUUUUGUUAUUUUAAUUGGGCUGGCUUUAUUUUUAGCCUGCAGCUGGAAUUCCUAUUCCUGGAAAAAGUGGUGUUGUUUGCAAGUAUCCUUCUGAUCCCAAUGUUGUCUUGGGAUAUCUAUCUUUUGCAUUUCUUUUAUAUCUUCAGUCGCUGGCUAUCUCUCUCCCUCUCUCUCUUUUAUCCUUAUAAAGGCAAAUCUGUUCCUCACUCUGCCCUCUUUUGAAGUUCCACUUUCUCCGUCUUCUUCAGCAUUUCCUUGUUUACUGGGGAAUUAGCAGCAUUUUUGCUGUUAUGGCCAACAGUCACGGAGCAGAUUCAGUCGACUCGCAAAUUUCAAGGUAACCUCGAGUCAAAUUGCCCGUCUGCUGGGUGGUGGUGCAUUUGUUUCUCUUGAUUCGGCACUCUUCUGGCUACUUUCCCUUGUGUCAGCCGAUAAUGCCCGAGAAGGCUACUUUGACGAGGUGGAAAGUGAUUGCAAGGGUGAGCAUGGUCAGGUUCUAACAGAUGAAUAUGAUGAUGCAUCCGCACAUCUCAAGGGCGCUGCAUAAGUGGGAUGGCCUGGUGUAUGUCUUUGGCUUUAGAUUCUCCGGUGUUGCAUAAAUAAAUAAAUAAAAUAAUUACCAUUUAUCAUUUCAAGACAAUUUUAUUUUAUAUAUGGGAAGAAAUUUAUUAUUGAAUUAGUUUAAA